AUGUGGAGACGAUUUAGAUCGAAACAAGCUGCCCAGACUCCCCGACAGGAUCACCUGGAUGAGCGGGUCAACUCGACAUCUGAGAGUAAGAAUCAUGCCUCAUCGAUAUUGACCUCCUGGGAGUCAUCACUCCAUAUUCGUCGAUGGAGCCCGGUUGUAGGCGAGCUGUGCAAGGACGACGGCCCAUCGAUCACACCUAGGCGGACAUCGCAACUUAGUGAGACGAAGAACCAAAUACUUUCAUUGACCUCUCCAGAACAUCAACGGCGCCGCCCGCAAGAUCGUCGAGAUGAUCCAAUAGGCCUCACAGUUCUCCACGCCCCAGAGUCAAAACACCGGACCGUGGACAUCCUGUUCAUACACGGACUCGGAGGCACAAGUCUACGAACAUGGUGCAAGAAUCGGGACUUAGAGUUUCUCUGGCCUAAAAACUGGCUGCCAGAGGAAUCAGAUCUGUCCACGGCACGCAUUUUGACAUUUGGUUACAACGCAAACUUUGCCGCAAAGAAGGAGCAGGCAUCCUUGUCGAUUAACGACUUCGCCAAUGACCUACUGUUUCACAUGAAAUACGACAACGAUGGCGACGACAAAAUGGGGGAAGUGCCAAUUAUCAUUGUCGCACACUCGAUGGGGGGUCUUGUGUUUAAAAAGGCCUUCGUCCAUGGGCAUCUUGACGAGCAGUACCACAAGAUUACAUCUAGCAUCAAAGCUGUUCUCUUCAUGGCUACUCCGCACCGGGGGACUGAUCUCGCAGAGUCCCUAAACCGGAUCCUCACCAGUUCCAUUUUUGGCCAUUCCCCGAAGGAUUAUGUCAGAGAACUCACGAAAGGCAGCACUACUCUCGACGAGCUGAAUGAUACAUUUCGCCAUCAUGCGGCAAAGUUGCAAAUAUUUUCGUUCUACGAGACCCUCAGUACAGCGGUCGGACCGAUGAAUUUGAUGAUUCUAGAAAAACAUUCGUCCCUAUUGGGUUAUCAUAAUGAGACUCCAAAGCCUUUGAUGGCAAACCAUCAUGAUGUGGUGAAAUUCUCCAGUCGGAAUGACCUGAACUACAAGUCAGUGCGAGGUGCCUUACGCAGUAUCGCCAAUGAGUUCCGAUUUUCGAAAACGCCCGAGAAUAGUACGGAGAAAGACCUGGAGAUGAUCCAAAAGUGGCUGGGGGUGACGGGGCCGCCAGAAGAGGACUUGGCUUUGCAUCGAUCGGUGCGGAAGACAGGAACAUGUGAACACCUACUGCACAAGCCCAAAUUUGAAGGUUGGCUGGACUCAGGUAUUCCCAAUAUCCUCUGGUCACAUGCUCCCCCGGGGAGUGGAAAAUCGAUCCAGUGUUCCUUUGUAAUCGAAUCCCUUCAACUGCGCCAAGAACGCUGUGCGUACUGGUUUUUCAAAGAUGACGAUGUUCAAAAGCGUUCCCUAAGCAAUAUGCUUCUCUCAGUGGCCUACCAGAUCGCGGUUGAAGAUAAGUCAUUUCGACGAGUUCUUAUGGACGUUGUCAAGUCCGGCAUGCGUGUCGACAAAGCGGAUGCGUGGACAAUUUGGCGAAACAUCUUCGCUUCUAGACUUUCAGCCAUCAGCACGGUGCUGUAUUGGGUCAUAGAUGGGUUGGAUGAGUCGGAAUCGAGCAGAACAUUUAUCGAUCUCAUCUCAAAUAUCAGCACGUCCCAGAGCAAUAUUCGAGUCCUUUUCUUCAGUCGUCCACAGUCAGCCAUCAACCGAUCCAUCCAGAUAGCAAGAAGGCGAGUCAAUAUCGCAGACGUUGCCUUGACAGACAACUUGAAAGACAUCCGUCUCGUGGCUGCAGAUGAGAUGGAAUACUUCCUCCCGAGCGAUGAGUUCCAGAAUUUCAAGCACGAAAUUAUUGAGGAAAUUACCUGCCGCUCGCAAGGCAACUUUCUGUGGGCAAGUCUUAUCCUCAAACUGGUCGUCAAGUGUCAUCGUCAAGAUGAGGCCAAACAGGUCCUACGUGUCACGCCGGAUGGCAUGGAUAAGCUCUAUUAUGGAAUGGCUGAGGCCAUUGCAAAAGUAGACGGUGUAAAAAAUACAACUCUUUGCAAGAUACUACUCUCUUGGGCCAUAUACUCGAUCCGACCGAUUGGGAUUGAAGAGCUCAUGGAGCCCUACGCCACGGAGCUCCACACAGUCAUAGAUCUAAAACACACAAUCAGCGAAAUUUGUGGUCAGUUUGUGGUCAUCAACGCCAACAAUCAGGUCGUAUUGAUCCACCAGACGGCACGACAAUACCUCAGAGCCUGCACCCGGUUUUCAUUCUCCCUCGAUGCGUACGAGGUGAACGAAGAGCUUCUCUUCCAAUGUCUAACAUUUCUUUGCGAUAAGUCAUUAAGAACUAAAAUCCGACUACGCAAGACCCCCAGGUUCGUCACAUAUGCAUCCGUUUCCUGGGCUCUUCACCUGAAUCGCUCCUCUGUCAACUCUGACAGGAUACUGAAGAUUCUUGUUAAAUUCUUCAGUGGUAACUUUCCAUUGCCUUGGGUUCAAUUCCUAGCUAUCAAUGGGCAUCUUUCGCACUUGGUGGCAGUAUCUUCCCAUCUCAUGAGCUUCGUCCGGCAACGAAGAAAGGUUGACGCGAUCAAGCCGCCAUCACCCCUUCGCUCAUCGGAACUGGUGUUGCUGGAGACAUGGGCAUUGGAUCUCUUGAAGAUGACAGCGAAAUUUGGGAGUCAUUUAAAUGAUGAUCCCGACGCGAUCUAUAAAUAUAUUCCCGCCUUCAGCCCAGAGAGCUCGGUACUUUACCAGAAGUACGCAAGCAAGCCAUUGUCUACGAUCUCCAUCUCUGGCAUAACAAAUACAGACUGGGAUGAUUGUCUUGCUCGGGUAUCAAACGGUUCUGAUUCUGCAUUGUAUAUUGCAGUUUCGGCGGAAUAUCUUGCUCUUGCGAACGGCCGACCGAAUGGUAGAAUUCGGCUGUGGAGUAAUACCAUCUUCCAAGAGCACUCUGGAUUCAAUCCUGGCGAGCCGAUAUCUUCCGUCUCUUUCAGUGACUCUGGCUCGCUCCUGGCCUGCUAUUGCCUGGAUAAUACUUAUGUGUGGAGAUUGAGUGACCGGAGUGUUGUCACCAAGAUCCAAAGCCCUUACCAGGAGCGACCAAAGUCUCUGAGGUUCGCACAAGACGAAUCGUUUCUCAUUGUUGCCACUGACUUUCGUCGUGUCUACCGACUGAAUCUUGAUAACAGCACUCCGACUUGGAUUUCCUACGGUCCUUCUCUUCUACUGGAAACUUCAGUGCCGGAGGGGGCGUUUGUCAAUACCCCAUCAUCGGUUAACUUCAACCCAGAUUGCACACAACUUGCCGUAGCCUAUCGAAACUUUCCUCUGGCCGUUUGGAAUAUUGAUCCACCGGAAGUGAUUGCCAGGUGCAGGCAAAAAGAGACACAGGGACAGACAACGAAUGCAACAUCCUGGACAGGUGUCAACUGUGUGGUCUGGCAUCCCUUCAGUGGUCAAGUUAUCGGAAUCAACCGCGACGGCAAUAUCUUCAAGUGGGGUCCGAUUGACGACAGCUACGUAGAGGUGAAAGAGGAGUCAGAUAAUACGCCAUCAGAUAUCCAGUGUUGUCCUAAUGGGCUUGUCUUCGCUACCAGUGACGUUAGAGGCUCUGUCAGAAUUUACGACUACUCACAAAUGGUUCAGAUGUAUAAGCUAACUUCAGAUUCCAUUGUCACGAACAUUACAUUUAGCCCAGACAGUCGCAGACUCUAUGAUCUGCGAGGGUCCUGGUGCAAUGUAUGGGAACCAAAUUGUUUGAUCCGGAUCAAUGAUACCAGCAUGGAUCCAUCCGAGGAGAGCGAGAGCGUGAAGAGCUACGAACAGAAGAGAAAGGACAGCUGGGGCUUAGAACUAGACGACAAGAGCGGCUCUAUGAUCUCGUUGCCAACAUCCGAAGCGUAUGCUGAUACCAAACCGCCGAUCACGGCAGUAGCAAACUGCGCGAAGAACAGGAAUAUUUUCGCACAUGCCACAGAGGACGGGACGAUUGAGAUCUGUGACAUGGAAAGCAAACGCAAGCACCUCAUUACAGAGUUUACUUUCGGCAUGGAAAUUGUCCACUUCGCUCUAGCUCAGAAUGGUAAUUACGUCGCGUACUGCUUGCUUGACGGGCAUGUCACAGUGAGGAGCAUCGACUCCUCGAAACCGGAAAGAAUUUCCACGCAAACAGUCUUCGCAGAGACGAAAUCUAUCAGCCGCGGCCAGAUCAGACAGAUUCUUUUCGAUAGCAAAUCUGAGCGACUCUUAGUCUGUGGCACCGAGAGACUUCAGGUCCUCUCUGUCACAGACAGCAGUAUAGCUGCUGAGAUGGAAAUCGACCCGGCCGAUUUGCCUGCACAAUGGGAAAAUCAUCCAACAAAUCCGAACAUCUUACUAGGCUUCACAGCCGACGGAGUUAACGCAUUAUCUUGGGAUGCCCUCGACUUCAAAUAUAGCCUCUCGUACAACCUCUCCAUCGACAGCUCCGAUAGCCAGCUGACCCCAUCUUUAAGAUUGGAAGCUUUGUCGCAAUCGUACCACCCGAAAAUGCAUCUUACGACCACCUCAGAAAACACCGCGAGUGGCAGGCGGUUCCGCUUUCUGCUGCUGGAUACUUCUGUGCUAUAUGAAGAUCAAACCAACUCCACCUCUUCUGGUUCGAUUAGUGCCGUCCAUAUCCCGCUCCCUAUUGCCGAAUGUAUAGAGCAGCCCGUUGGAAUUCUUGCCGAUGGCCGUCUCGUUUUCCUUGACAAGGCCCUAUGGGUGUGUACGGCGCAGUUAUGGUUACCAUCCGCUCGCGAGUCGGGAACUACAGUGACAAGACACUUUUUUAUCCCUCGCGACUGGCUGAACAGUGCGGGUCUAGUAUUAUGUAAGGUGCAGGCGGAUGGGACGUUUUUGUGCCCCAGCAAGGGUGAGAUGGCGGUGAUUACGAGCAACAUGGGGACGGACUGGUGA
Penicillium coprophilum is the source of this 4941-nucleotide messenger RNA. Its product is annotated as Eisosome protein 1. The record is from RefSeq and is a predicted model, not a curated record. The transcript has 3 exons. The coding region runs from base 1 to 4941 and encodes 1646 amino acids. Gene Ontology annotation, molecular function: protein binding. Lineage: Eukaryota; Fungi; Ascomycota; Eurotiomycetes; Eurotiales; Aspergillaceae.